CAAAGUGGGACUCUCUGUUUCUACGUCUUCGUCGUCGCCGCUGCCGCCACCGCAGCCGCUCUCUGCGUUCCCCAUGACGUUCCCGGUAGAAGUAGACCGAAUAAUUCUGUCCUGCCGGUGGAACAACAGUUGGAGAGGGUUGGUAGAGGAUUGUGUGCUACACUAAUAGUUUACUACCUCAUUGACGUAAGCACGUAAUACGUGCUCGACUGGCACGUCGGUGCCAUCUGCGCACGCGCAGCCUCUUCUUCUCUCCCGGAACUUGCCGGAAGUAAUUGCAAUGAUGAAGAUGUCUAUUGAAGAAUGUGGAUAGAGAGAAAAAAAAUAUGUUAAAUUAUGUAUUUUUAUCAGUGUCGUGUGCGUGUGCGGCAGUGUUGUUGUGUUUUUAUGUAGGAAUUAAAUCAACACCCUCGAGGCUGCUGAGCAGACAAGAAUUAUCUUUGUAUGACGGACAGGAAGGCAGCAAAGGUGUUUACCUGGCCAUUUUAGGACAGGUGUUUGAUGUACAAACCGGCAUCAAACAUUAUGGACCAGGUGGUGCUUAUCGCUUUAUGGCAGGUUUGCUGGUAGGUCGCUUCUACUCAGAAAGCGGAGUGGCCACAGAGGACCUGCUGCGUGUUGAAGACAUGCUUAAAGAAGGCCAGCAGAUCAAAGCCAAGUUCGAAGAACAGACGCGUCGGUUUCCUGCUUGUAACUCAGAGUGGAGCCCCGCUAGUGGAGGAAGAGUUUGGUGCUCCACCAACAGUGGUGGACUACAAAGAAGCUGGACAGGUGUACCACGGAAGCUCUUUUCUCCAGGAGCUCGUGGUGUUCAAUGUGUUUGCGUGAAAGAUACAUCUGCAGCCACGAAGGACCUCAAACUUCAGGAAUAUGAAGGCUGCUCCACUUAUGCAGAGUCCUGCUCUCUGUUAGAAAAUGAUUAAUCAAACCACAAUUUGCAGAAGCUUCUGUUCCGAAUGAUGUACAUUUAAAUUUGUCAAAUUCACUGUAAUUCAUUAACUUGGCAAUGCAUUGCUUUAAUUGGUUACCUGAAAAGGUAUGUUGUCAAUGGUCAUACAAUCAGUGAUCAGGUCACAAAUGCAAACAUUAGUCCGACUAUUGUGUUCUGUGGCCAUUUCACUCCAAAGUACCUCAACUGAACUUUAGAUCAAACAUUUUGAGUUAAUAAAUUACAUACAUUUAAGUAACACAUUUAAAAUGUUAAGGCCAUUCUGACAAUAAAAUUGUGUCAAAA
Molecule: messenger RNA, 1234 nt
Organism: Nerophis lumbriciformis (worm pipefish)
Lineage: Eukaryota; Metazoa; Chordata; Actinopteri; Syngnathiformes; Syngnathidae
Source: RefSeq, a predicted model, not a curated record